AUGGAAGUUGCAACUUCUUCCUCGAAAGAUACAGUUACGAGUCUAUAUAGAAGACGCGUGUCGGAGCUCUUCGAUCAUUCAUCUUUAGAAGCGGAGAAGAUGCUGGUUAUAUUAAUUUCGCUGCUUUUAGCGAGCCUGUCGAGCGCCUCGAUGUUACCGGAAGUGACGUCAUACGCGAAAGUGUCGCGAAACGGGCAGGAAGAUCAAAACACUAACAACGACCUGGCUUCAAUGAUCUCUCGGAACAACGAGUCGGAAAGCGAGGGCAGGGGCAUCAAAGACAUCGCCAUUACGGUGUCGCCAGUCUACAUUUCGCCGAAAAUUCCUAAAUUACAGAACGGCGAGGUUGUCAACUAUCCGCAGACGAGAUACUCGACGUUGGAUCACGAGAUGCUGGCAAAACUGAGCGCCAAGAAGCAGAUUCAAAACAGAUACCACCCGGCGCCGGUUCUCUUUUCAAAGAACAAAGAUACGGAAAACGACGCGAAACAAAACUCGAAACCCAUUCGCCUAAACGGGCCUCCGAGUGGUCCUCCUAGUGGCCCUCCAAGCGGUCCUCCGAGUGGUCCACCAUCCAAUGGUCCACCAAGUGGUCCACCAAGUGGUCCACCGUCUUCCAGCAGUUUCGACUUUUCCAAACCAGUAUUCCCCGGCAGCUACGACUACAAACCACCGGACUAUCUCAGCGAGAAACCGAGCUCGAAACCGUCAGAGUACCUCAGCGACGCGUCGAUCUCCAAACCAUCGGACUUCCUCGGCGACAAACCGAUCUCCAAACCUCUGUCGAUGUCCGACUACUCGGACUUCGGCAUACGCGACAAGCCUCCGGACUCCUACAAACCGGAACCCCAUUACGCCUCCCACGGUCACGAUUCAGACUAUCCCGAUUUUCCGGACGAUUCGUCGUACAAUGGCGGACCAGCACCGAAACCGAUCGAGUUCACGGGCCACUUGGACCAUCCGCCCUACGACGACUCCUUCGGUCACGAUCACGAUUACCACCACGAGGUGAUCCACGAUCACAUACCGGAAUACUAUGAGCACACCGAGGAGCCGGAAAUGAACGAUCAAAGACUCGACAAAAGGCCGUACUCCUAUUACUAUAUCGGUAAAAAGCUCUGGUACGUCCCUCUGUACUUCAGCAUCUACUUCAUCAUCUACAUCGCGGCUCUGGUGCUGAAGAGCAUAGCCAGACACAAGAUCUCGUUGCCCAGUCACUUGGCGGAAGCCGUUGGACACUCUAGAUCGUUCAUGGAACUCGACCUGUGGGAUCUCGCGGGAAAAGUACUGGAGGGGAUCGAGAACUUCGCGGGGAAGUACGGAGCGGUCUCCUAA
Messenger RNA from Colletes gigas, 1335 nucleotides. Its product is annotated as wiskott-Aldrich syndrome protein homolog 1-like. The record is from RefSeq and is a predicted model, not a curated record. NCBI's taxonomy places the organism in Eukaryota, Metazoa, Arthropoda, Insecta, Hymenoptera, Colletidae.